Messenger RNA from Hydra vulgaris (swiftwater hydra), 1175 nucleotides. RefSeq lists its product as uncharacterized. Lineage: Eukaryota; Metazoa; Cnidaria; Hydrozoa; Anthoathecata; Hydridae. The record is from RefSeq and is a predicted model, not a curated record. Gene Ontology annotation, molecular function: 2-oxoglutarate-dependent dioxygenase activity.
UUUAAAAAAGAAACUACUUUGUUAUAAUAAUGCAGUAAAAGCUGUUUUUAAAAUGUUGUUGAUAAGGAUGUAAUAAUUAAAAACGCAACAUUUUUGGCAUUAGUAGACGACAUGGAUGUGACUUUAAACAAAUUAUUUUUAGAAGCUCUUUCUAACGGUUUGGAGCAGUGCGAUAUUGAAAACGCUAUAAACAAACGAAGAAUUUUGGUUCCAAAAUAUUCAAAAAAUCCCCGUAGAUCAAUAUAUAUUGGAACCGUAUUAGUUUUGAUUGCAUUUUUAUUCGGCGCUCAGUUACCUAAGAAUGAGCAUUCAUCGCCAUGGCAGUAUGCUACGGAAAUCUUUAAAAGUUACAUAUUUUCGUGGGACAGCAGCUGUUUAAUUGGUUUUAGUGGAAUGACUAUCGAAAUUGUUAGACCACUUGAAGACUGCAGUUUUUGCAAAGACUUAAAAGAAGUACCGAUUGUAUACAACAUUACGAAAGAAUAUUUUUUGAAGCAUCAUGCAUAUACUGGUGUGCCUGUUCUAGUAAAACAAGGUACUGGAAAUUGGACCGCGUUAAGAAUAUUUGGUUGGCGAUACUUUCGAGUUCUUUAUGCUAAAUUAAAAGCGUUUAAGGAUAACGAAGAUCUUGGUUGCCAAUUUUUCCCUUAUAAAACAGAGUUUAAAAGCUUGAAACAAGUACUUUUUAUGAGCAAAGAGAGAGCAAAUCUUACGGAAGAUCAAUGGUAUAUUGGCUGGAGUAAUUGUGUACCGAGAGUACAAGAAAUUCUCCGCCAUCAUUAUCAACGCCCAUCGUUUUUACCUGAUGAUUCUGAAUCAAGUGCUUUGGAUUGGGUGUUUAUGGGUGGUUCUGGAACGGGUGCUCUUAUGCAUAUUGAUUAUGUUAAUCGACCAUCUUGGCAAGCUCAAGUUAAAGGGAAAAAAACCUGGUAUAUAGAACCUCCACCAGAAUGUGAAUCGGUUUGCCCAAUGCACCUUCAAGCAACAAUGGAACCUAGUGAUAUAAUUGUCAUUGAUACAAAUAAAUGGUUUCAUUCAACAUUCAUUCAUCCAGGAAAUAUAAGUAUUACUAUUGGCUCUGAAUACGACUAACUCUUUGCUUUAAACAAUCGUCUUUUAUAUAUGUUUGCAAAAAUGAAACAAAACUAACUAAAGAAAAAAUUGCUCAUUAACUG